Molecule: messenger RNA, 258 nt
Organism: Penicillium crustosum
Lineage: Eukaryota; Fungi; Ascomycota; Eurotiomycetes; Eurotiales; Aspergillaceae
Exons: 1
Coding region: 1-258 (85 amino acids)
Source: RefSeq, a predicted model, not a curated record
AUGACGUCUCGAUACUCUUUGUUGACACCCGCCGCUAGUCGGCUCUACCCGCGGAUCGGCAUGCACCCAUCCAUGGUUCCACCACGCAAGUGUGGAGCUAAAGCUUGGCAUGCAGCCUCGAGCAGGGAACAUGCCGGAGACGAGCCACGCAUGUCCGACCGUGCGACCGUGCGCUCUAGAGACCUGUCUACUGGAGCUGAAACACGGAUACAGAUGCAGGGGAGUGGAUCUAUGGACUACAAUGGUCCAGGGAACUAG